AUGUCAAGCCAAAUAAUCAGAAGCGUUGUGCUUCUACUCAGCGCGCUUGCUGUCCCCAUUUCCGCUGUGGAUGUCAUAUCCCGCGACGUCGUCAUCGUCGGCGGCGGAGCAGCAGGCUCCCACGCUGCGGUCUGGCUUCGCGACCACAACAAGACCGUUGCUGUCGUCGAAAGAAGCAGUAGAUUGGGAGGCCACACCGCAGUUUACCACGACCCCUCGACUGGCACGCCCAUUAAUAUUGGCGUCCAAGCCUGGAUGGAGUACCUCAACACAACGUCCUUUCCGCACCGCAUGGGCGUCGACACAAAUGGGUCCAUGCAGUUUGAGAAUCUUACACCACACUACGUCGACUUCAGCACUGGUCUCCCCGUCUCUUACACACCGCCUUCCCCAGCGGCCGAAAAAGCUGCACUUGCAGACUUCCUCUCACUCUGCGAGAAAUACGCAGACCUGAUGCUCCCCGGCUUCUUCCACUUCCCCUCCGCAGGCAGCAACAUACCCGAGGACCUUACCAUGGACUUUGGCGCCUUCGUGCAAAAGUACGACCUGCAGGCUGCGCUCCCGAAACUCUGGACCAGCACGGUAAUGGGCGUCGGCGAUUUCCUGCGCGUGCCCACGCUGUACGUGAUGCAAGCUUCCGGCCUCGUCAUGGCGCGUGCGAUGCUGGGCCAGUCCAGGGCUAUCGUGCCGUCGUCAGGGAACUUGCACGAGCUGUACGAUCGCGUGGCUGACUUGAUAGGCGAGGACGUGCUGUACGACAGCAUCGUUGUAGGCGCCACGCGGAACGACUCGGGCGUCGAGGUGUGGGUGAAGCACCGGGACGGCAACGAGACGCAAAUAGUGGCCAAGAGGCUGCUUGUGGCGUUCGAGCCGUCGCCCGUUGCGCUCGCGCCGUUUGACUUGGACGAUGAAGAGGCGGAUGUGCUGUUCAAAUUGCGGUUCUCAAGUGUGCAUGCGGGACUGGUGCAGCAUCCUAGUCUGGGCGGACUGCAGCAGUGGACGAAUACGGUGCCUGGUGCGGCCGGGGGGGAUUUCUCUGCUUAUCCACUGCCGGCGCAGGUCGGGAGGAUUGCGCAUCAGCCUGGGGGUGGAGAGGAUUUGUUUGCGUUUACGGCGGUGGGGACGGAGGAGGAUGGAGCGGAGAGCAUUCAAGGUUUGAUUGCGCAGGCAGUUGAGAGUAUGGUGAAGGCCGGGACGGUCAGCGCGAAGAAUGGCAGUACGACGUUCCCGUACUUUGCGAAUCAUGGGCUUAUGCAUUCGAGGGUGUCAGGGGAGGAGUUGAAGAAGGGGUUCAUCACGAGACAGAAUGCGUUGCAGGGGAGACGAGCAACGUGGUAUACCGGAGCGGCUUUCAGUGCAGGGUUCUCCACCGUGUUGUGGGCUUAUAAUGAGGUCUUGCUGCCGAGAGCUAUUGAGGGACUGUAG
Paraphaeosphaeria sporulosa is the source of this 1425-nucleotide messenger RNA. Its product is annotated as FAD/NAD(P)-binding domain-containing protein. The record is from RefSeq and is a predicted model, not a curated record. Lineage: Eukaryota; Fungi; Ascomycota; Dothideomycetes; Pleosporales; Didymosphaeriaceae. The transcript has 2 exons. Bases 1 to 1425 code for a protein of 474 amino acids. Gene Ontology annotation, molecular function: oxidoreductase activity.